AUGUCCAAACACCAAGAAGUCAGGGCACCAAGUUUCCGCAUCAACCACGUAGCGGCGGGGCUUGCGAUGAACGUGGGAGUCACAAACAAAAAAACCAUCGCCUCCGAUCACAAAUCCACGACGCGUCUCGCCACCAGCGUAGCGGACCAGAGGACAACCUUCCUGAAGAAGGCUGCCCUGCUGCCCCACGUGGCGCUCAACCAGCUCGCCGCUGGGAGAUGGCGGGCCGGGGGUCGGGCCGGGGUCGGGCCGGAGGUCGGGCCGGGGGUCGGGCCGGAGGUCAGGCCAGAGGUCGGGCCGGGGGUCGGGCCGGGGGUCGGGCCGGGGGUCGGGCCGGGGGUCGGGCCGGGGGUCGGGCCGGGGGUCGGGCCGGGGGUCGGGCCGGAGGUCGGGCCGGGGGUCGGGCCGGAGGUCGGGCCGGGGGUCGGGCCGGGGGUCGGGCCGGAGGUCGGGCCGGGGGUCGGGCCGGAGGUCGGGCCGGGGGUCGGGCCGGGGGUCGGGCCGGGGGUCGGGCCGGGGGUCGGGCCGGGGGUCGGGCCGGGGGUCGGGCCGGAGGUCGGGCCGGGGGUCGGGCCGGAGGUCGGGCCGGGGGUCGGGCCGGAGGUCGGGCCGGGGGUCGGGCCGGGGGUCGGGCCGGAGGUCGGGCCGGGGGUCGGGCCGGAGGUCGGGCCGGGGGUCGGGCCGGGGGUCGGGCCGGGGGUCGGGCCGGGGGUCGGGCCGGGGGUCGGGCCGGGGGUCGGGCCGGGGGUCGGGCCGGGGGUCGGGCCGGGGGUUGGGCCGGAGGUCGGGCCGGGGGUCGGGCCGGGGGUCGGGCCGGAGGUCGGGCCGGAGGUCGGGCCGGAGGUCGGGCCGGGGGUCGGGCCGGAGGUCGGGCCGGAGGUCGGGCCGGAGGUCGGGCCGGAGGUCGGGCCGGGGGUCGGGUCGCCUCGUGGCCGACGGGAGUUGGCGGGCCGGCGGCGCUGA
This is a messenger RNA of Petromyzon marinus (sea lamprey), 963 nucleotides long. NCBI's taxonomy places the organism in Eukaryota, Metazoa, Chordata, Hyperoartia, Petromyzontiformes, Petromyzontidae. The record is from RefSeq and is a predicted model, not a curated record.